GUAGCCAGCCAUCACGAAAAUUUCCAUCACGUAGUCACUUGAUCCGGAUUUUCUUUUAUUUUAGUAAAAGUUUAUUUUUUACACAAACGGAUUGGCCGCACAAAUUGUUUCGUCUGUACAAGAUUUGUAAGAAUAAAUUUUUCGUUCACAAUGGUUGCACAGGAAAGAUUUUUAGGAUGUCCGCCAGAUAAUAACGAUGCAUGUGUGUGUCGACAAGCAUGUUGCGGGAAAAAGAAAUACAUUCAGCCACCGCCACCGAAAAGCUUCAAACCGGAACUACGAUAUUUCAAGCCAACCAUUCCGAUGAACUCCGAUACAGUGUACAAAAAUUCCUUCUACAGCAUCGGCCCUGACGACAUACAAACAUACCGAAUGAAACCGUGUCUUCCUAUCAAUUCCCUAAAACCGUCUAAAAGUAAAAUCGAUGAUCAUACGAUAAUGAAGUUGUCGUUUCCUGAACAUUCUGAAAAGUGCAAAAGGGAUCCCAUUAUUCCACACAAUCGGUCCAUUCUUGGUAAAGGUUCGAUACAAGAUUACACAACGCAACGUCAUGAUUAUGUUGCAAAACCGCCGUGCAAGCGUUCUGCUAUCAGACAUGACACGAAUAUAAAAAAUGCCGACGUUCCAUUGGAAAGUACCACCGUGCAGAAGCUUUCUUUCUCUCCACCAGACUCAAACCAACUGACCGUGGCAAAAUCGUUCAAGCCAACUUAUGUAUACAAGCGACCGGAUGUGCCAAUGGAGGGUGUGACCACUCAAAAAUUGAGCUUCAUGCCAGUAUGUCCACGGAUCAAAGAGGAAUAUCCUUGGGCGAAACGAGUGCCGAUACAAGGCAAAAACCUACCAUUUGAACAGGCAACGACAUACAAGUUAAGCUACAUACCGAAUUCGGGGGCACAAAGGCUAAUUCCGCUUCGCACCAAAGACAAUGUGGGAUUGGUAACUGCUGCCCGAAGUUUCCACGAUCACACCAUUUACAAGGAGAGUUACUUCGGACCGGGAUGCUACUCUAAACGAUCACCAAUUUUACCAAUUCUUCAACUACAAAAAUCCGACGCAAAAAUGAGUGCGGACAGCGUGUACAAUUUGUCGUUUCCAGGUCAUCGGGACAUUCGAAAACCUUCUCCUAUUCUGCCGCAUUCGAGAUAUUUGUUGGGUUCUGGCCCAUUGGACGGUUUGAGUACGCAGAGAAGAGAUUUUGUGGACAAACCGCUAUGUCCUCGUAGUCCGAUAAUACCAAUUUGUCAGAUGGAAAAGGCGGACUCUCCGCUAGAAAAUCAAACAACAAUGAAACUAUCGUUCAUGGAGCCGAAUCUGGGAUCUGGCAGAUCGACACCAAUUAGACCGAAGGACGGUGUUAAGAGAGAAGAUGCUCCAAUGGAUAAUGCGACCAUUCACAAAUUGAGUUUCGUUCCCGUUGCACCACCGAAGAAGGAGAAUUAUCCGUGGAUGCAACGCAAAACUCACAAUUCCGAAGCCCCAAUGGAUUUUAACACCACACAAUACCUUAGCUUUAUGCCUCCUGGUCAAUUGGUCGAAGGUGAUAGCGGAUGUUACUGCAGUUAUGCCGGAGAAUGCAUGGCGAAUAAAUUUCCGAAAGCUGACUCGUAUUGAGAUCCACCGAGUGUUGUUCUGUUCAUACACAAAUUUUAUGUUACGCUUGCCAGUUUGAGAAUCAAAACCGUUUCGGAAGAAUUUGAAUUGAAUUUG
Bradysia coprophila is the source of this 1710-nucleotide messenger RNA. RefSeq lists its product as uncharacterized. NCBI's taxonomy places the organism in Eukaryota, Metazoa, Arthropoda, Insecta, Diptera, Sciaridae. The record is from RefSeq and is a predicted model, not a curated record. Gene Ontology annotation, molecular function: microtubule binding. Gene Ontology annotation, cellular component: sperm flagellum; cytoskeleton; ciliary basal body.